AUGAGUGACUUUUGCUCCCCACCAAUCAUUGUUACCCCAGAAGAUGAUGCCUGGGAUAUUGACACUUCUUCCUAUGCUGACUGUGGGCAUUUUGUGGACUGGGAUCAGUUCCCCACCAAGCCUCAGAAGAAGAGUCCUUCACAUCUGGAAAUCCCCUUCUCUGCCAAGGAACUAAAGCGGAUGGCCAGAGAAGGUACUUGGACUGGCCAUCGAACCCUGAGAGCAGAGGCCUACAAUAAGAUCACCAAGAACAUCAGCUGCCGGAUAUUCACACCGAAUGCCAAGGUUUAUCAUGAUGUAGCCGAGAGGCUCUUCGGUCCUGAUGGCACAAUUGACCAUCCUUUGCCAGAUUUUGUGGAUGGAUGUCUUCUGCCCAUGUUCUGCCUUAAUGCUAGAGGAGAGAAGGCUGUGAAGAAGGUACUGAUCUGUAUUGCUAAUCAGUAUCCAGACAUCACCUAUUCCCCUGCCUUGCCGGCAGUGGUGGCGCUCUUGAUGCACUUCAGUGAAGAUGAGGCAGAGUGUUUCGAGAAGACUUGCCACCUCAUCUCCUGCACUGAUCCACACAAGUCUUACAUUGAGCAAAGCUUCUUGUCCUACGAAGCCUCAAGCAUGACUUUUGGUGACUUGGCCAAGAAAUAUUGUCAAGCUGGUCAUAAGUUAAUCGUCACCCACAGUGAAAAUUCAGCAGAAGUCUUUUCUGACUGGCAAACAUGGAUCUUUGGUGACUUACCCUUUGAGUAUGCCAUUAGGGUCUUUGACGUUUUUCUUCUUGAGGGCAACAAAGUUUUGUAUCGAGUGGCUCUAGCUCUGCUCAAACAGUACAAACUCCAAACUGAUUAUGUAGGACAAGACAUCAGGGCCGACAUCCAGAAUUUUGUGAAGAACAUCUCCCAAUAUGUUUGUGCGGAGAAGCUGUUAGAUAAAGCUUUCAGCAUUCGACUUUUCACCCACAAAGAGAUCUGGCUGUUGCACAUGGCCAACAGGAAAGCCUUGUCCCAAAGUGGGAUUACUGUAAUGCAGCCAAGGCAGCCUGCGCAUAUGUCAGUGGACAUCUCAAAUUUCAGCUCUGAAAUUGUCACAGCUCAGGAAAUGAGGGUGGUUUGGUCCUGGAUACCGGAACGGUUUUCCUUGUACCCCCCCCCUGUCCUGCUCUUCUCUACGCUGGAACAUGGCUACAGCUUACAGAGAUUUUAUUCCCGCUGUGAAGGGUGUGAACCUACCGUCUUGCUCAUCAAGACAACUACAAGCAAGGUGUGCGGAGCCUACCUCUCUACUGACUGGAAUGAACGGAGGAAAUGCUGUGGACAAGUGGCCACUUUUUUCGGUACUGGAGAAUGCUUUGUGUUCACUAUCCACCCAGAAAUGGAGAGGUACGAGUGGGUUGUGGUGAAGAAGCCAGAGAUGGUAAAGAUGUUCUCUGCGCCCAGUAGCCCCUCACAGUCCUCCAACUUCUUGACUGUCCCCGUGGAAGGAAACCCAAGUCGAUUAUCUCCAUUCCUGUCUGUACGUCACUUCCAGCUGCCUUCCAAAACAGCCUCCAUGUUUAUGUCUGGCAACAGCCAAGGUUUUAUUAUAGGUGGUGGUGGGGGUCAGGCCUUGAACAUUGACGCAGAUCUGAACAUCGGGCGGACGGAGCACUGUGAGACCUUUGACAACCCGCCACUUUGUGAGGAGAACUUUCACAUCCAGCACCUGGAGGUCUGGGGCUGCCAAAAUUCCUAA
Messenger RNA from Staurois parvus, 1722 nucleotides. Lineage: Eukaryota; Metazoa; Chordata; Amphibia; Anura; Ranidae. The record is from the annotation of a GenBank genome assembly.